Molecule: messenger RNA, 2086 nt
Organism: Morus notabilis
Lineage: Eukaryota; Viridiplantae; Streptophyta; Magnoliopsida; Rosales; Moraceae
Product: histone-lysine N-methyltransferase setd3
Exons: 13
Coding region: 223-1725 (500 amino acids)
Biological process (GO): peptidyl-lysine monomethylation
Cellular component (GO): chloroplast stroma
Molecular function (GO): protein-lysine N-methyltransferase activity
Source: RefSeq, a predicted model, not a curated record
CUCCAAUCAGGAGUCACUCACUCAAUCACAUGAAGACCGAACGAACCGCCAUUUCCUUGUCUUGUCUCUGCGUUUCAGUCUGACCCUUUACACCUCUUAUCCACAGCACUUCAGAGAGAGGAAAAAAAACCCAAAAAUAUCUGAAUUUCAAGCUCUGAAGUGAAAAACUCUUGCUCAGAAGUUUCGAAGCUCGAAACCCUAACCCUAAACUGUCACUUAGACAUGGAAGUCGGCUCUCUGCACGAUAGGUGCAUUUGGUCUCCGAUUCGCUCUUCGUCUCCUCAUCGCCCUCUCGUGGUCCAUUCCAUGGUGAUCUCAAUUUCCGCUCGGAAGAAGAACCCUGGAUCGCUGCGUCAGAGAAGUUCUUGCCCGGCGUCGAGCUCCGAAACCUUGGUCGCCGGCUCGCGGAAGGAGGAGUUCGCGGAUUUGAAAUCUUGGAUGCACAAGAAUGGCCUCCCGCCUUGCAAGGUGGUGCUCAAAGAGAGGCCUUCCCAUGACGAGAAGCAUAGGCCCAUUCAUUACGUUGCCGCCAGCGAAGAUCUUCAGGUUGGGGAUGUUGCGUUCUCCGUGCCUAAUUCCCUGGUCGUAACGCUUGAGAGAGUCUUGGGGAACGAGACCGUUGCGGAAUUGUUAACUACGAAUAAGUUGUCGGAAUUGGCAUGCCUAGCAUUGUAUCUGAUGUAUGAAAAGAAGCAGGGAAAGAAUUCUUUUUGGUACCCUUAUAUAAAAGAGCUCGAUCGUCUGCGAGCAAGGGGACAGUUGGCUGUGGAAUCUCCUCUUUUAUGGUCAGACACUGAACUGGAUUACUUGACAGGCAGCCCUACUAAGGCUGAAGUGCUUGAAAGGGAUGAAGGAAUCAAAAGGGAAUAUAAUGAGCUUGACACCGUAUGGUUUAUGGCUGGGUCUCUUUUUCAGCAAUAUCCAUAUGAUAUCCCUACGGAGGCUUUCCCUUUCAAAAUUUUCAAACAAGCUUUUGUUGCUGUGCAGUCCUGUGUCGUGCAUUUGCAGAAAGUCAGCUUGGCUCGAAGGUUUGCUUUGGUACCGCUUGGACCCCCACUAUUAGCUUAUAGUAGCAAAUGCAAGGCAAUGUUAACAGCUGUUGAUGAUGCAGUUCAACUGGUGGUCGAUCGCCCAUAUAAGGCUGGGGAAUCUAUUGUUGCUUGGUGUGGGCCACAACCUAAUUCAAAAUUGCUUUUGAACUAUGGAUUUGUUGACGAGGAUAAUUCUUAUGACCGUCUGGUGGUUGAAGCUGCUUUGAAUAGGGAGGAUCCUCAAUACCAGGAUAAAAGAUUGGUCGCUCAGAGAAAUGGGAAACUAUCAGUACAAACUUUUCAUGUCUAUGUGGGAAAGGAAAAAGAAGCUGUUUCCGACAUGCUUCCAUAUCUACGAUUGGGCUAUGUUUCAGAUCCUUCAGAGAUGCAAUGUGUAAUCUCUUCUCAAGGUCCAGUCUGUCCCGUAAGCCCUUGUAUGGAACGAGCAGUGUUGGACCAACUUGCUGAUUAUUUUAGGACACGCCUCGCUUGCUACCCAACUACCUUGAAGGAAGAUGAGUCUUUGUUGGAAGAUCCUACUUUGAAUCCAAAGAAACGAGUUGCUACACAGCUUGUCAGACUAGAAAAGAAAAUGCUUCAUGCAUGCCUACAGGCAACGGAUGAAUUUAUAAACCAGUUACCAGAUCACACUGUAUCACCAUGUCCAGCUCCUUAUGCCCCUUCAUUCAAAUAGAAGAGAUAUCUAUUAUUGCAAAACUGUGGAUUUGCAAAUACUUGGGGGAUAUUGGUUAUAACAUAGAAGAAUAUAGACCAGGUAGGUUACGAAAUUCAGCAACUCAUUCGAUAACCAAGGAAAUUAAAGAAUUUCGCUACACCCCUAGCUGGCAUUAGGAGGGGAUUAUCAUGUGUGUUUAAGUGAAUUCCAUUGAACAAGUUUCUUCGGCGUAGCUAUCAAAUUUGGAAGAUUUGGCUGUAUUCUGUGAAUAAUCGACCUCACUGCUCUUUGUAGAACAAAAUGAUAGUAUCAAGGAUGUUGAUAAUUUUGUUCGCUAAUAAAAUUUUGUUAUUUUUUUGUACAUCUAAAAACAAAUGAU